UGUCAUGCAAGAUUUGGCUGCCCACAAAUGCAACCUAAUCGACUGAAUAGGAAGGGAAUUUAACAGAGCCCAAAAUGGAGAAACCCCAGUGAGGAAGUAACCUAAUCCACUGUCUUUAUAUGCAAUCCUUAUUGAAGUCGUCUUCGUCAACCUUAAACCCACCCUCUCCCUCUCCCUCUCCCUUUCUCUCCAGAGUUGUAGAGGAAAACCCUGAAAUUGGAUUGAGUGCCAACACUGAUGGGCCCAGGUGAAGAGCGCUCUGAAAUUGCAUUUUUCGAUGUGGAAACCACGGUGCCCACACGAGUCGGGCAGGGUUUUGCCAUAUUGGAAUUCGGAGCCAUUCUGGUAUGCCCUAGAAAGCUGGUCGAGCUGGAGAGCUACUCCACCUUGGUCCGACCCCACGACCUCUCUCUCGUCUCCUCCUUGUCCGUCCGUUGUAACGGCAUUACACGAGACGCCGUCGUUUCCGCUCCUAAUUUCCGCGACAUUGCCGAUAGGGUUUAUGACAUUCUUCAUGGACGGAUUUGGGCGGGUCACAAUAUAUUGAGGUUUGACUGUGCUCGAAUUAGGGAGGCUUUUGCAGAGAUUGGUCGGCCAGCACCAGAGCCCAAGGGUUCAAUAGAUUCCUUGGCGCUGUUGACUCAGAGAUUUGGCCGGAGAGCUGGGGAUAUGAAGAUGGCCACACUUGCAACCUAUUUUGGGCUUGGACAGCAGACACACAGGAGUUUAGAUGAUGUCAGGAUGAAUCUGGAGGUUCUCAAAUAUUGUGCAACAGUUUUGUUCCUGGAGUCGAGCCUCCCAGACAUAUUUACCACAAACAGUUGGGUUUCUCCAAAUGCUGUUACAAGGAGUCGUAGUAAUGGAAAAGCUUCUCCAGUGGGAAUGAAUCUAAACAUGAGUACUCCCUCAUCAAGUAUCAAAUUUGAAAAUCAUUCAAUAUCAUCUCCUAGUACUCACAGCAGUAUGGAAGGAAUAUUAAAUUUAGUUGAACCUAACACAAACCAACCGGACCCUUUCAACUUGGGUGCACUCAGCAGUGAAAUUGAAAGAGAGUCCCUUAAGCCGGAUUAUGCCUUGGAAGAAAAACCUGUGACCGAGUCUCUUGAGAUGCUUUCUACAACAACUGCAUCUCAGGAUUGCUGUGACUAUGCUGGCUUCCUAGAUCCUGCAGAGGUUUCUGUUGCUUCUAUCAGUGCGUCUUUUGUUCCAUUGUAUCGUGGGACUCGGAGAAUGCAAAUAUUGCACAAUGAUGUCAAGUUGCUGCUUCAUUGUACUCAACUGCGAGUGAGGUUUGGGAUAAGUACAAGAUUUGUUGAUCCUGCUGGACGGCCACGGUUGAGUUUUGUGGUGGAUGGAUCUCCAAGCCUAUGUCAGGUUCUGGAUGCAUGUGACCAACUUGCUUACAAGUUGUCUGUGGAUUCUGGUAGCAGCUCGGAAUGGAGGCCAGUUGUGAUCAGAAAGACUGGGUUUUUAAACACUCCUACCAUCAGAUUAAGCAUACCUACUGUGACAAAUGGGGAUAUUGCCAUAUAUGCCACAGAGAUAUACCAAAAAGAUCCUUCGGGUACCACACAGAGGCUUAUAUUUAGUAGAUUUGAUGCUGCAGAGCUUGAUACCUUGUUCGUUCCAGGAACCCUUGUGGAUACAUACUUUGCCCUGGACCCAUAUGACUAUCAACAGAAUGCAGGCAUCAAACUAGUUGCCAAAAAGUUGAUCAUCCAUGGCAAAUGAUGAGAGACUCAGAAGAUCUAUGAUUCCCUCAAAAAGAGGGUCAGCUGCCAUGUAAAAUUGUACCACAGGAUAUUAUUUAUGCAGGAGUUUGUUUUUCUCAUUCAUAUGGUUGAGAUGGAAAGCAUAUGGAUGCUGUGGAUGACUGAUACUUUAUUAAAUAGUUCUUUAAUGUUUUAUGUAUACCAUUUAACUGAAAUGCAUAUCUCCUUCCUGUUUGGUUA
Molecule: messenger RNA, 1952 nt
Organism: Vitis vinifera (wine grape)
Lineage: Eukaryota; Viridiplantae; Streptophyta; Magnoliopsida; Vitales; Vitaceae
Product: protein NEN1
Exons: 6
Coding region: 238-1731 (497 amino acids)
Molecular function (GO): 3'-5' exonuclease activity; nucleic acid binding
Source: RefSeq, a predicted model, not a curated record